UCCUUCCUCGCUUCCCGGCGAACAUGCGAGUGCUGGUUGGGAAUGUCGAAAAGUGGGUUCGGUUGAUCAGUUGUCUGUUGUCUGUUGUCGAAAUCCGUCAACCGCAGUGAAAAUGGCCGAAGAGGGCAGGGUCACUGCCGAGUCCGGUUCCGGGUCGCUUUUUACUAAUGUUAUUAGUGAAAUAUUCACAUCUCCGAUAAACCUUGUACUGGUUGGAAUAAUAGCGCUACUUGUUUACAAAAUAAUUAAACACAAGACGAAAGUCGAGGCGCCAAUACACGUCGAACCAGAAUUGCCGAAACUGAAACGGGACUUCACUGUCGAGCAAUUGAAACAAUACGAUGGAAACGGUCCUGACAAACGAAUUUUGAUGGCAGUCAACGGCAGUGUUUACGACGUAACGCGAGGACGCAGAUUCUACGGUCCUGGUGGACCUUAUGCAGCAUUCGCAGGCAGAGACGCCAGUCGUGGUCUUGCAACUUUUUCCGUCGUCCCAGGGACAGACGAAUACGAUGAUUUGAGUGAUUUCAAUUCCGUGGAAAUGGAUUCUGUCAGGGAGUGGGAAGAACAGUUCAAAGAAAAAUACGAAUAUGUCGGACGACUUUUGAAGCCUGGUGAAUUGCCAACGAAUUAUUCUGACGAAGAAGAAGAAGGCAGCCAACAAGAAGUUGAAUCCAAGUCCAAGGACGAUUGACCGCUCCAGCGCACGAUGUGAAUAAGAUACAUCAUCGGAAAUACUGUCCACACAUUUAAUGAUAAUCUGAAAAUUAUAAAAAUUAUGACCCGCAGAAGCAGUUACAGAUUUUUAAUCGCGUUCUGUACCAUCCUAGUUAACAAUAUGUAAGAUUAAUCUGUUUGUAAUAUUGCAACAGGAGUGCUAGAAAUACUUAAACGUUGAAAACAAGCAUUGCACAGAAAUAUGACUUAGGCACUGGUUUCUUGUAUUUUUGAAUCAAUAGUUGACGUGUAUAUUCGAAAUUUCUUUCUGAACACCGAAUCAAUGAACGUGUGAAUUUGAGAAUAUUUUGCUUUACUCAAGCGGUGCAUACGGAAUACAAGCUACUAGUAAUGAAUACCAGCAUUAUAUUGAAUUGAAACGUUGAAAAGUAAAUCUGAUUGAAACUCAUUAUUUAACAAUUUAAGCUAUAUUUAACAAGUAUGCAUUUAUAUGUAACAAGUACAGGGUGUUUUGCUAUCCAUUCGGGAUGUACGUAUAAAUAAAACUGAUAGACACUAAAGAUAUCUAAUCCACUUCUGGAUAUUGUAAUUGUGAUAUGUACAGAGGAAAAUAGGAGUUUGUCUUAUCGAGCCUAUCAAUUAUUUUUCCUAUUACCGUAACUGCUAGACACCCUGUAUAUCUGUACAUUACCAUCCGUAAUUUAUUACCGUGGAGCGUUUGUCAGUGCUUGGUAAAUGCCUCGUACCUGAAUUAUCAAUAAAUUAUAUGAAUUAAAUAAUUUUCAGUGAAAACAAAUUGUAUGGCAUAAUCGUACGUAACACACUUCUGAAUAGGGAACACAAGACCAGCUCUACUGCAGUACGUAAAAAUCUUACGAUCCAAAAACUGAAAAUUUAAUUGUUAGUAAUUGUUUGUACAAAUUUAAAUGUAUAAAAAUUCAACAAACUUAAUAUAUACUCGUUUUGCGAAUGACCAGUUGGUGAAAAGUUCAAACGUAACUGUCAACCUGGUAAAAACCUGUGUUCGAACAGUACAGUUUUUUUUUUUUUUAAUUAUGUCAAUUAGAAUUACCAUUGGAUCAAUAUAUUCUAUAAAGAUGUAUGUAAGAAUUUUUAGGAAGAAAUUCAAGUUGUACUAUUUAUACACCGACUAAUUACUUGUCAGGAAUUUUCUGAAUUCGAUUAAAAAAAUAAUUUUAUCCAAACAAGUAAAUUUCUCGUUUAUACUUUCCAGUUGUAGUAUCUUUAACUGAGUAAGGCUGAGUCUUGAUUCAAAGAAACAAGUAAAUAGAACAAAAACAAAGUCAAACCAGUCCUUGAUUGUAUAUUAUUAAUAAGAGUAAUUAUUUAAAAAAUUGAACGUUAAUUAAUAAUGUUAGAUAUUUUUGAACAAAAAAUAAUUGAAAAUCGUACUGUAAACUAUACGUAAGAAAAAUUACCUGGGGUUAGUAAAUUUCUCAUUCUGCUGUGUAGUAGAAUAUACAAGGUAUAUUUCAGCUCGCUGUGCGAAUUGGCAACUUCUUCGAUCAUUUUCACUUUCAACACUGAUUUACAUUCAUGUGAUCUGUCACAACCACAGGGGAAAAAUUGGGUAAUCGCGCUGAAUGGCCAUUCUCGAACUUCAGUAAGACAUAGCGUAACUGUAUUACAUACUUGAAAACCCUCGUACUCAGUAGAAAAUUAAUCUACCAUAUAAUAAAUUUGAUACGCAUAUCACACCAGCCAGGCCUAAACUGUUUAUAUUGUCAUACAUAGCAUUGAUUUGUUCGUUUUUGAAGACCAAUAUCGCAAACUGUUGGUUGUUGAAAAAGUAGAGUUGUCAAAUUUUAUUACAGACGAGAAGCGUUUAUCAAGAAAAAAAAAACAAACUAAUAGUUCGAUGAAUAGCGCUAAAGGUACGCAAUUGAGAAAAUUUAUGUCAAAGUUAUGUACAGAUUGAGCUACAAGAAAAGGAAUGUAUUGUAUAAUUAGUGUGAUAUUAAAAUGAUGUUUUAUAUCUGUGUUAGAUUAAAAUGAUUGCACUACUAAAUCAAUUCAUUUCGAAUUGAUAAUUAGCUUUUUUCGUAGUAUACUUUUUCAUUACGUAAUCGUAAUAAAUUUUUAAACUAAUACAGUUCUUCGAGAUUCAAUUAUUAAGAAACAAUGUGCAUUUAAUUUUGAUAACUGUAUGUAAGGCGACACUAAAACAUAACAAUUGUCAAGAACCAACAGCUUGUGCCAAAGACUGAAUUUUGGACUAACCCGAUUUUUGUGAAGUCUAGGCUUAUCAUCGAUAUUUUGCGUAAUUAAAAAUAUGUUUUAAUUUUAGUUGAGAUAGAUGAAAAGUUACAUUUAUCAAUUGCUAAGGCCACAGAUAUAACAUCUACAACUUCAUGUUUUUUUUUUUAACAUUCAGAUAGCAACUGGUUAUAAGUUUCAUCAGUUGUCAAUAACUUCAAGUUUGAAAUAUCUGAACCUUUAGUGACAUUCACAACAAAGUGAAUAACAUAUUUCUACCUCCUACUAACUCCAGUCAGUUUUCACUUAGCGUCGGUAUUCAGGUUUACAAAAACUUAGAAUUUUUACCUCAACCCAGUAAAAUUCGUUCUAGCUGCAAGUGAAAUUCGGCAAAUCUUAUCCACAGAAUUAGUAUUUGUAUCAUCGAAGAUGAUUUUUAAGCUGUAACUAAUAAGAGUGUGCAUUGUACAUAGUAUAUGGAAUGGUGAAGUUUAACGAACCAAGUAGUAAGUGGAUUAAGUUGCUUACAAGAUUUAAGUUUUGAGAUGUUGAUACAAUAUAGGGCACUUCACGUUAAUUGACUGUUUUUGUCUUCAUUUUUUCAUAAUUGUUUGCAUCUGAAGUUUUAAGUACGCAUACGCGUGAACAGCCUUAUUUCGUACCACUUUAUAAAAAAAAAAAAAAAAAAAUGAAAAUUCAUCGAUUUUCAUGUACUGUAAUGUUUGAUGAAUAAUGGAAACUUCGUGUCUAUGUCAGACAUAUUUUCAAUUUAUUGGCCUAUGUGUAGAACGGUAGUGGGUGAUUUACCAUAUAUUCCUAUAUCAGUUGAAUAUAUCAACGUUUUUUUUUUUUGUUAAUUAAAUUGUUUCUCUUAA
Molecule: messenger RNA, 3770 nt
Organism: Neodiprion virginianus
Lineage: Eukaryota; Metazoa; Arthropoda; Insecta; Hymenoptera; Diprionidae
Gene: MSBP
Product: membrane-associated progesterone receptor component 1
Exons: 3
Coding region: 113-694 (193 amino acids)
Cellular component (GO): endomembrane system; membrane
Source: RefSeq, a predicted model, not a curated record